This is a messenger RNA of Caretta caretta (loggerhead turtle), 4770 nucleotides long. RefSeq names its product calcium/calmodulin dependent protein kinase II gamma (gene CAMK2G). Gene Ontology annotation, molecular function: calcium/calmodulin-dependent protein kinase activity; ATP binding; calmodulin binding. The record is from RefSeq and is a predicted model, not a curated record. Gene Ontology annotation, biological process: protein phosphorylation. Lineage: Eukaryota; Metazoa; Chordata; Testudines; Cheloniidae.
GGGCUCAGCCUCCUUCUCCUCCCUGGCGAGCGGUGACUGUGCAGGGCGGCGCGGGGAGCCAGGCAGCAGCCGGAGGAGGCUGCCCCGAGGACAGCGCGAUCCGCCCGCGCCGGCCGGCCGGCAGCAGCCCGCGCCUCGCCCAGCCCCAUGCCCGAGUGGCGCUGAGCCGAGCCCAGCCCAGCAUGGCCACCACCGCCCCGUGCACCCGCUUCACCGACGACUACCAGCUCUACGAGGAGCUCGGCAAGGGAGCCUUUUCUGUGGUCCGCCGAUGUGUGAAGAAAAGUUCAUCCCAGGAAUAUGCUGCAAAAAUCAUCAACACCAAAAAGCUGUCAGCCAGAGAUCACCAGAAACUGGAACGUGAGGCCCGAAUCUGCCGACUUUUAAAACAUCCAAAUAUUGUGCGGCUCCAUGACAGUAUUUCAGAAGAAGCUUUCCACUACCUCGUCUUUGAUCUGGUCACUGGUGGAGAGCUCUUUGAAGAUAUUGUCGCCAGAGAGUACUACAGUGAAGCUGAUGCUAGCCACUGUAUUCACCAGAUACUGGAGAGCGUGAAUCACAUUCACCAGCAUGAUAUCGUGCACAGGGAUUUGAAGCCUGAGAACUUGCUACUGGCAAGUAAGUGUAAGAGUGCUGCUGUCAAACUGGCCGACUUUGGACUGGCUAUAGAAGUGCAGGGGGAGCAGCAGGCCUGGUUUGGGUUUGCCGGUACUCCAGGCUACCUCUCCCCUGAGGUGUUAAGAAAAGAUCCUUAUGGAAAACCAGUGGACAUAUGGGCAUGCGGAGUGAUCCUGUACAUACUGCUAGUGGGUUACCCUCCCUUUUGGGAUGAAGAUCAGCACAAGCUCUAUCAGCAGAUCAAAGCUGGAGCCUAUGACUUCCCGUCACCUGAGUGGGACACAGUGACUCCUGAAGCAAAGAACUUGAUCAAUCAGAUGCUGACGAUAAACCCGGCUAAACGCAUCACGGCUGAUCAAGCACUCAAACACCCAUGGGUCUGUCAACGAUCCACCGUGGCCUCCAUGAUGCACAGACAAGAGACUGUGGAGUGCUUGAGGAAGUUCAAUGCCAGAAGAAAGCUGAAGGGUGCAAUCCUCACAACAAUGCUGGUCUCACGGAACUUUUCCGUUGGCAGGCAGAGCUCCGCCCCUGCUUCGGCCGCCAUGAGUGCUGCCGGCCUGGCUGAGCAAGCUACCAAAAGCCUAUUGAACAAGAAGUCGGAUGGAGUGAAGAAAAGGAAGUCGAGCUCCAGUGUGCAUUUGAUGCCACAGAGCAACAACAAAACCAGUCUAGUAAGCCCAGCAAAAGAAUCUCCCCCAGUGCAGACGUCCAUGGAGCCUCAAACGACUGUUGUCCACAAUGCCACAGAUGGCAUAAAGGGUUCCACAGAGAGCUGUAACACCACCACUGAAGAUGAGGAUCUGAAAGCUCCCCCUCUCUCCACCGGGGAUGGCAGCUCAGUGCUUGAAGGACGGAGGCACAGUGAGAGCAAAACACAGACUGAGUCCAUGCAGUCCCAGCUUUCUCUCUGUUUCUCAGCCACCACGCAGUCUUGUGAGGAGAAGCUUCUUGCCUGGGACAGCCCAGGGCAGACACUGGAGUUAGAGCGUGCUCAGUCGGAGCCUUUGCUAACUCCUGUAGUUCCGUUUGUAUUUAACAGUGCAGCGUUGCGCAAACAAGAGAUCAUUAAGAUAACAGAGCAGCUGAUUGAAGCCAUCAACAAUGGAGACUUUGAGGCCUACACGAAGAUCUGUGACCCGGGCCUGACCUCAUUUGAACCCGAAGCACUGGGGAACCUAGUCGAGGGGAUGGACUUCCACAAGUUUUACUUCGAGAACUUAUUGUCCAAGAACAGCAAGCCAAUCCACACCACCAUCCUGAACCCCCACGUCCAUGUCAUUGGCGAAGACGCAGCCUGCAUUGCCUACAUCCGCCUGACUCAAUACAUCGAUGGCCAGGGCCGGCCCCGCACCACGCAGUCUGAAGAGACCCGCGUCUGGCACCGCCGCGAUGGCAAGUGGCUGAAUGUCCACUAUCACUGCUCUGGGGCCCCUGCCGCUCCGCUCCAGUGAAGAUCGAACACAGCAGCUUUUGGAGAUACUCAGCUGGAGGGCAAUAUCUUCUUAGCAAGCAGCUCUGGAGUGCCUGAGUGACAGCGACGGUCAUGUCCGUUUUGACGUUUAAAAAAAAUUACAAAUUACAAACCGGCAGCAGCCAAAUGCACGAAACCCUGCAUGCAUCUGAUGCUCCGGGCGCUGCCGCCUUUCUGUUGUUUUCCAUGGAUCCAUCGUGUCUGUUUCUGCUGUACGAAGGUGUUUUUUAAAUCUAAGAGAGACAUGUUGUUUGUAUUAAAAAAUAAAAUAAACCGGAAUAAUGAUAAAUAAAUGACAGACUAUCCAACACCCCCUCCCCCAGGGCUGACGAAAUGGCAUCAACUGGAGCAUCUUUCAGAAACCGAGCGAGGGGGAAACAAAAAGGAAGGCGAGAGAGCGCGAGGAGGAGGAGAAGGCAGCUUGAGCAGCAGAUUGCUGAACUCUGCUCCACAAAGGCAAGGUGGAAGCUAACAUUGCAUUCAGGCUGUGCUGUGACUUUAAUCAGUGAGCGGUGGCGAGGAAACACUGGAGGGGCCUGAAUGAAGAAUGGGAGGGAAAGGUGGAGGAAUGACACUUCUCCACUUCCCACUGCCCAGCGGACUGACUUCAGCCCGAGUUUCUUCUUAAGUCUUCAGCGUGGUGCGGAUGCUGCGGAAAGCUGGCUGCUCAGCCGCCAGAGCCCACAGACUUCCUAAAAACAAAACGGGAUGUCGAGUAAAACCAAGGCUGGAAAAGGGGACUAUAAAAAAUGGCUUAAAUAAAAAUAUAAAUAGGAGCUUGCUCUUGAGAGAUCCUGGUUUUAGAAGUGGCCACUCCCUGGCCAAACACGAAGGUUUGCGGCCUGCUGACAAAAGAAGCGUUAAGAGCAAAGGUUUUAGAGGAAGAGGGUACGGGAUUUCUUUUAUGGCUUUUCUUUUUCUUGUAGCGUAGCUGAGAUCCGCAGUGCUGAAGAACACAUGUUCCUUAGGAAGCAGAUGAGAAAACUAGUGUUAUGUUCUUUCAUGAGGACUCACGCAUCCACCUCUAUGUGAUGCAUCGUUAGCUUGUGUUUGAUACUGAAAUAUAUGCACCCAUAGAAUUAAGGGGCUCACCGGCUUCCAGUUUGAUUAUUUUUGUUUGUUUUUUUGUUCUCUGGUAAAAUAGUAGAGGGAGCCAGCAACCCAAGGCAGGUGCGUCUCCCCUCCCCGCCCCCAUCUGUUUUGUAAGUGUCAUGUGUCCUGGUGUUUUUUUGGAUAACUUUUCUGUUUUUUAAUGGUCAUGAUGUAACUCAUAAAACAAUCCACUCAGAAUCUCAGCAAACUGUAGAUAGAGGGCUUCAGGCCUCAUGAUACAGAGGGGAAAGGUAGUUACUACAGACCUUCUGAUGCUUGUCCUUUGGGCAAAUUCAUCUUCCUUCCUUUGUUGGGGGAUGCUGUCUGUUUCCUUUAUUUGCUAGAAGGGGAAUGUUGAAUUAUUUUGUUGAUUUGUCUGAAUUAAUCCUGGGCCAGAGAAGCAAAAGGCCUUUUUUUUUUUUUUUUGUAGAUUCUCUUAGCACUAAGAGGCCCCCUGAUUUCUGUGUCCUGAUCAAGAGGAGGGCAGGGACUUAGUCAUUAUUGUGGGAUAUUGGCAUGAACUUUUAGCUGAAGUCCCUCCAUCUACAAAUCACUAAAUUUGGUCCUAGGGCUUUACAGUAUGUUAUCCCUACACUCCUGAGGGACAGAGUAAACAGUAUAUUAAAAGGAAGGCAACGUUGUAGUGGAUUCUAAGGGAAAAGGAGGGCUAAAUUAUAUCUUGAUCCUUUUUCAGUGGAAUGAUGGGAAGGACCCGUAAGCUGUAGCAUUGAGUGGAGUUACUGCCUUUCUCUGGAAAUCCCUCCACUCCCCUUUAAAGGAAGACUCUUAGGUCAAUCCCACACCAUGAUUAGAGCAGCUAAUCCAUGAUGCAGGAAAAGGCCAUACAUACUUCCCAGGGUUUGUCUGGACAAAUAGUUUUCUUCCUUCCUCCACCAUCCCAACUGCAUGUGUGGGUGGGGUGGGGACUGAGACAGGAGGGAGUGAACACUGUCUCUUAUCAUUUCGGAACAUUUUUAGGAGGGCAGUAAGCUAGUGAGUCAGGUGGAGAGGAAAAGCUUUGAUAUUUUCAGAUUGUUUUUAAAAAAAAGCCACGCAGAGAGCAAACAGGACAUUACAAUUAUGCAGUUUUAAAAAGAAAUACAAAAAGUUAUGCAUGCCGUCUUCAGGUCUGAUCUUUCCUUGUCUCUUUACCUAUUGAUUAUUAAUGUUUAAAAAAGACCCUCUGUAUUUAGUAACUGCAUCUUUCAGAGAAAACUUAAAAAAGAAAAUGGUUGGGUUGUUUUGGUUUUGCACAGUCUUGGAGACAAGCUCUCUGUUUGUUUUUAAGUUAAUGAGAAUCUUAGCUUGGUAUGGCCAUUAUCAGACAUAGCUGUACACCUUUAGCAUUCUUAAUGUUCUCUUACGGGGCUAAUAUAAGCAUCUAUAUAAUAUAUAUUAUAAAUAUCACAUUUUAAACAGGAAAUGGAAGGCGUUUGAUGCAGAAUUUUUGCAUGAUAUAGAAAUAAUUAAAACAAAAUUAGCUAGUGUUUGUUUGGUCUGAAUGUUGGUAGAACCUUCAUAGCUUUGUUACAAUGAAACCUUGAAUUGAAAAUAUUUAAUAAAAUAACAUUUAAACAGGGCAUAAA